AUUUCGACCGGUCGGGGAGAGCUCAAAGCGCACAGGAUUUGACAGAUGUUCGAAUCGGAUAAACUGCACCGCAAAGAGAGAAUUGUGCAGCAUUUCGGAUUUACAUAGUGGUAGCCUAUAUGCGACAAAAUGUCUGGACAAAAGAGUGCGAAUCCGUGUAAUAAAUUCCAAGCGAACAUUUUUUAUAAAAGUAAAUGUCAGAACUGCUUCAAGUCUCGGGAGCUGCAUCUUCCAACUGAUCAUGGUAAGGACCAGGCCAAACCCAUCUAUGGAGGCUGGCUCUGCUUGGCUGCUGAGGGGACAGACUUUGACAAUCCAAUUCAGAGGUCAAGGAAAUGGCAGCGACGAUUCUUCAUCCUGUAUGAACAUGGCAGCAUGAGCUUUGCACUGGAUGAGUUGACAAGCACUCUGCCACAAGGAACAGUGAACAUGAAUCUGUGUACAGCGGUGAUUGAUGCAGAGCCUAAGACAGGCCAGAGGAACGCUUUGUGCAUCAUCACACCUGAACAGGAGUUCUUUAUCCGGGGGGAGAACAAGGAGAUCAUCAAUGGCUGGAGUGAACAACUAGCCGUUUACCCACGGACUUAUAAGCAGAAUCAGAAGAAGAAACGUAAAGUAGAACCCACUACUUCCCAGGAGCCCAGCCCAGCAAAGAUGGCUGCCACUGAGCCCAGUUUCUCAGUCAUGAAAAGUGGUGACCCUCACUCCAGCCUGUGGCAGGGAGAGCGGCCCAGUGGGGGUCCGGAUGUGGCUCCUGUCUGGACAGUGACAGAUACUGAUCCCCUGGGCCUGGACGAGACCUCUGCAGGUCAUGAUCCCCACUACCUCCCUUCAGCAUCCAGUGACUCCCUGACCUUUGACAGUAGUCUGCGGCUCUCCAACGGCUCCUGUAUCAGUAGCUCUGUGAGUUCCCUGGACUCUGUGGCUAGCGAGGGGACUGACACCAGCAGCAACAGCCAGCCCACAGAGCCUAUGCCAUACAGAGACCACCCACCUGCCAACAAGAACAACAGGGCAGAGAGAAGCUGCUACAAUGAGCCAGGGAAGGCUGCGAGGAGUGCUGUGGGAGAGGACCUGGGUCAGGCUGGAUCCAGGAAGGGCAGGAGUGAAGCUCGCAGCAACCAGAGAGAGAAACUGCAGUCGUGUGGAGAUCUAAGCCCAGGUCAACUCACCGUCCCUCCUCCUCAGAGAAGAGCUAAGUCACUGGACCGCAGGACCUCGGACUCUGUCAUGACUCCUGAUUUGCUGAACUUCAAGAAAGGGUGGAUGAUGAAACUGGAUAAGGAGGAUCAGUGGAGGAAAUACUGGUUUGUGCUGUCAGCUGACAGUCUGAGGUACUACAAGGAUUCCUUCGCAGAGGAGAACUCAGAUCUGGAGGGGGAGAUUGACUUGACCAAGUGUCAUAAUGUCUCAGAGUACCAGGUCCAGAGGAACUACGGCUUUCAGAUCCAUACCCAGAAGUGUGUCUUUACUCUGUCAGCCAUGACUGCAGGGAUACGGAGAAACUGGAUCCAGGCCCUCAUGAAGAAUGUCCAUCCAUCUAACGCUCCUGAUGUAGCCAGCAGCUUGCCAGUCCAUCGCAUCCCUUGCAGCCCAACAGAGUCCCUGCCCCUCCCUAAGCCAGACGUGACCCAGGACUCCUCCCCCUCCUCUGAGGUCCCUACAGAGAGAGUCCAGGGGCCCAAACAGAGCCGCAUCCAUGAGAGGAGACGCGAAGGGCGCUCCAAGACCUUUGACUGGACUGAGUUCAGCCCUAUGGCCCUGCUAGCCUCUGAGCAGGAGGUGCAGCAGGAAACAAAGGAGCCUCUUCGGAUGGAGGUAGGGGAUCUGGAGAGGAAGAGGAGGCGAGAGGAGAGGAGGAGGAGGUAUGACAGCAUGCUAGGCUUCCUUGUGGGCUGGGAGAUGGACUGUGACAGAGGAGGUAUCAGUCCCAGGUCACCCAGGACUCACCAGAAGGUGCAGAGGGAGAUUGAACAAUGCUGGCAGCAGGUGGAAAGGACUGCCUUUAGACAGGAGAAGACUGUUCCAUUGUACACUGAGUCCCAGGGCAAGGAUAAAGAGGAUAUGGGGAUUCUACUGGAGACCUACCACAGGAGGGUAGAGGAUUUGAAGGGCCAGUUGGCAAAGUCAGACCAUCGCAGGCUUGAGCUGAAGGCUCAGUUGAGCACUGCAUUAGGAUGCCAGCAUCAUGCCUCCCUGCCGCUUGAGGCCCCAAUGUGCCCAGAAGAUGAUCUUCCCUCUUUGAAAAGCCUGACUGACAUGUACAGGGAGACCAGAGAGCUCCUCCAGCAACAGGAGCUGAAGAGACAGAACAUACAGGAGCAGCUCCAGGAGCAGCUUGGCCUGUCCCUGUCAUCAGCCCCUCUGGAGAAACACCGCUCCCCUGGAACUCACCCAUCACCACCACCCAGCAUCUGGCUGCAUGACACCGAGGGAAAGCUCCAGGAGCUGGAGGAUCUGUUCCCUGACUGCCCUAUAUCAGUAAACACACCUGUCAUGUCACCAACCUCAGACACAGAACUCUCAUCUGACUCUGUGCCUCAGAAUGGAAGUGAGAACAGAGGGCCUAACUUGGGCAGUGAAACUAGCUCUCCGACACAGUUUGAAAAUGGAAGCCAUCAACAGACAUCGAUUCCAGAAUCACACACAAAAAGUUGUGCAUGGAGCCCAGAUUCACUGAGCAUGGAGGAAACUCAGGAAAGAGCCAACAGCGUGAGAAUAGACAACCUACUAUGCUGUGAGACACCCAGGCCCACGGAGGAGUACGUAGACCCAGACCAGGCCAUCGUGAUGAGGAGACUAUCCCAGGAGGUAGAGCUGCUCAGCAGCCAGAACAAGGCCCUCAACCAGCACAACCAGGAGAUGCUCAACCAGCUGACAGAGGCAGACAGAGAGAUAGAGAGACUGAAAGCAGAGCUUAUCACUCAGUACAGUGGGCCUCAGUUCCUCCCUGAGGCAGAGCAACACAGCCAGACCAAAGUGGAAGGCCUGGAGAAGGAGCUGCGAAGGAGAGAUGAGCAGCUCCAGGAGGCCCAGUCCCUACUAUCCUCAAUGGACCAGCGUCUGAAGGAGACAGAGGUACAGCUGCAGCUCAGGGAGGACACUUUCAAAGACCUGGGCUUCCCAGCAGAAGAGGAUGAUGAUGAUGAUGAAGAGGAGGAAGCUGAGGAAGAGAAUAUCAACACACACCACCUUGGAGAGAAGGAGCGGGAACACCUUCAACAGUGUCUGCAGGCCAUGGAGGCCAAGCAAUUAGAACUAGAGAGACAGCUCCAGCACACAGAACAGACCUGCAGGGAGCUGCAGGCCCACAACACACAACUCAGAGAGGCUGAGAGGUUGUACAGCCAGAGAGCCAUGGAGGCAGAGGCUGACAUCGUAAGGAUUAAUGAGGAAGUAGAGAAGGAAAGGACGGUGGAGAAAGAAAGUGGAUUGAGGUGUAGCAGUGAAGGCAAAUGGCAGGAGGUAAUAUUGGAUUCAGGUGAAGAAAGGGUUCAGCAAGUGGUGGAAGGGAUAAGGUUGAUGUCCAGAACCUUAGGGAGAGUAGUGCAGGUGAUUGACAGGUCAGAUAUGGGUGUGGUAAAGAUGCCAUUAGAUAGAAAGUGUGUGGAGGUGAACCAGACAGUGGUCAGGCAGCUUCAGUUAGAGGAGGAGUUUUGGGGAAGGCUGUUGAACAGUUUGAAGGUCAACCCAUCCCAGUCCAAUGAGGAUAAACUCACAGAUGUGAUUCUAAGUCAGAUUUUAGAACACAUGGUAGUGGAAAAGCAGACGCUCCUCCUAGCUCAUAGUCUUUUUUCUCAUAAUAAGAAAGAUUUAAACAUAAACACUGGAGGCCUGGACAGGAUGAAUGGAUGCAGGUCUUUGAGAGACCUGGACAUCAUUGGAAACACAGCAGGUGAAACAGGUUCAGAAAUGAAAGAGGAAGAUGAUGAUGAGAGGAUAUGGAAUGUGUACAACCAGCAUAAUGACACCGAUGACUUCAUAAGCCGACAUUUCACAGAGAUCACACAGGAGAGAAUUUUCCUGCUCAACCAAAUCGCCUCCUCAGUCGGAGCCUCGGCCAAUGACGAGCUCCAGUCCCUGGCACAAAGACUUUGUCAUUUCCACAAUGUAAAUGAGCCCCGGUUAGCUUCCAUACACUGCACCGCCAUGGAAGCCUUCUCAUCCUAUCGUCUCAGUAGGCUUAACACUCUACACAAGAGCCAAUUUCAAGAGACUCAACAGGGACUGCUCAUUGCUUCUUCUCCUUUGAUGUGCAACAGAUGUGCUGGGCUGCUGAGUGAAAACCAGCAGCUUGGGGCCAGACUGUCAGACCUGGAGAGACAGGGGAGUUCCUCAGUGGGAUUAGGGUUGACCCCCCUGAGGCAGGGAGAACACAUAGACUCACAGCAAACAGCCACACAGCUACUAGACACUGCAAGUGAGCAGAAGACAGAGACGCCUGCAAUGAAUGCUGCAGGUAAAAUGGAGGUGGAAAGCCCAAACCAGGGGAGUGACGCAGUAGAGGAAGUGUGCAGGGUUAGAAGGUGUGCAGAAGUGGUGGAGCGUGACUUCCUGACCAACAGCAUUGAGAGUCCAAUGAUAAAGGUAGAGAGUAGGGUAGAUGAGGUAGAGAGUAGGGUAGAUGAGGUAGAGAGUAGGGUAGAUGAGGUAGAGAUUAGGGUAGAUGAGGUAGAGAGUAGGGUAGAUGAGGUAGAGAAAGGAAUCCAGGAAGUUGAUACUGAAAAGGAUGUAGAGGAGAGGAGCACUACUGAACCCCAUGAAGAAGCAAACACUCUGGGGGCGGAGGAGCUGGAGAAUGUGUUAUCAUCACUGAGAGGUCGUGUGAAGGAUCUGGAGAAGCAGCUGUCUGUCAUGGCCAACAUUAAAGCAGAGCAUGAUUGGAGAAUGGCAUCUCUCCAGCUGAAACAUAAGGAGGACAUAGAAAAGCUAAAGGCCACAUAUGAGCAUGGAUUUGUCACCAUGGAGGAGUCCCAGCAGAGGAUCGUGGGGGAACUGCAGCACAGACACCAGCAGGACCUGCAGCGCCUGCAGUUAGACACAGACAGACUGCUGGAGGAGGAGACGGCUGCUACUAUCACAGCAAUUGAAGCAAUGAAGAACGCUCACCGUGCCGAACUCAAGAGAGAGAUACAGAGGGCAUGCCAUGAAAACAACAAUGCAGGAGACAUGAACCUUGGAGAGAUAUGCAGGCAACACAGUGAGGAGCUGGCCUCCUGUCACAGGGAGCUGGAGGUGUUGUCCCAGCAGUACUCUCUAAAGUGUCUGGAGAGCUCCCACCUGGGCCAGGCCCUGGAGGCAGAGAGACAGGCUCUGUGUCAGUGUCAGCAGGAGAACCAGGACCUCAGAACUUGCAACCAGGAGCUGAGUGGCCAUCUAGCUGCAGAGAUCACCAGACUUUGCUCUCUGGCCAAGCAGAACACCUUCCCUCUUAGUCAGGAGAGAGAUGUGUAUGAGCUGGAGAUCUCCCUGCGUGUGAAGGAGUCAGAGGUGCAGUGCCUCAAGCAGAAGAUCACCUCGCUCAAGGAUGAACUCCAGACAGCCCACAGGGAUAAGAGGUAUGCAACAGAGACGUACAAGGACAUCUACACAGAGCUAAGCAUCAUGAGGGCCAAGGCAGAGAGAGACCUGGGACAGCUCAGGGAGAACCUGAGGUUGGCCCACAAAGCACUAGGAGAGCUCUCACCUGCAGUGGACACAGAUAAUAAUGAGUGUCAAGGAAGAUAACUGCAGCUGAACAACAAGACACAACGCACAACAUGGAUUGUUCAUCGGUCUAUCCAUGUUUACAUCAUUUAGCACUUAGAGAUCCAAAGUUAUAUUGUCAAACAUUUUAUGUCCUAUCUACCGUUUCUGUACUACAGAAUUUUAAAAGCGCAUUAUUUGAGGAUUCUGUAUUUUUACAUCAUUGUAUCUAAACGCACAUUUUGUAGACGUUUUCCUUUCCCGAUGAACAUUUAUCUCAAGACGUUUGUAAAAUGUGUAGAAUUAUUACACUGCUAUGUCCAAUCCAGUUAUUGAACGGGGAUAUUUCUAAAGACAACUCAAAUUAAGUUUGCUUUUCUUACCUGUGAAAUACAUGAAAAAGUAUGUAUGUACCAUCUGAGUCUAUAAUGUAAAAGUAUUAUUUGUUUGUGUGUGGGUGGUUUUAUUUGUAUGCGUUUAUCUUGGUCCUGCUAGUACACAUUUUGAUGUUCUUUAUUCAUGUCAAGUAAUCUAAUGAUAAAUUAAAUGGAUUUAUU
Messenger RNA from Salmo salar (Atlantic salmon), 6242 nucleotides. RefSeq lists its product as uncharacterized. Gene Ontology annotation, cellular component: actin cytoskeleton. The record is from RefSeq and is a predicted model, not a curated record. NCBI's taxonomy places the organism in Eukaryota, Metazoa, Chordata, Actinopteri, Salmoniformes, Salmonidae. Gene Ontology annotation, molecular function: actin filament binding.